Messenger RNA from Aegilops tauschii subsp. strangulata, 2773 nucleotides. RefSeq names its product F-box/LRR-repeat protein 3. Gene Ontology annotation, molecular function: protein binding. Lineage: Eukaryota; Viridiplantae; Streptophyta; Magnoliopsida; Poales; Poaceae. Gene Ontology annotation, biological process: SCF-dependent proteasomal ubiquitin-dependent protein catabolic process. Gene Ontology annotation, cellular component: SCF ubiquitin ligase complex. The record is from RefSeq and is a predicted model, not a curated record.
CUUUCUCCUCCAUCCUCCCUCUCCCCCCACUCCACACCCACCUUCCUCCGUACCUUCCCCCACCCCCAGCCACCACCGGUCGUCGCCUCUCCUCUCCUCUCCGCCGCCGCCCGGAUCAGGAACGAUCGCACCGUGCGGCCGCCUCCCGCCCCGCGCGCGGACCAUCCUACCAUGCUGAGGCGCUGCGCCCCGUACCGACCCCGCAGGGCCGCCGCCGCACCGCGCCUCCCGAUCCCCGGCGGCCUCCCCUACCUCGCCGUCCUCUCCUUCCUCUUCAUCCCGACCUAAGCGCCACGCGUUCCGACAGGCCGGCCCUCGCCUGGCGUCCCUCUCGGCGCCGAGCUGCCUGCCUGCCUGGUGGAAUCGUCAGCCGCUCGAGUCGGCGGGGCCGAUCGAUCCCGCGAUGAGCGAGGAGGAGGCGCAGAGGUACGGCGGCGGGACCGGCGGCGGCGGCGUCGGGGCGCUGUCCGUGGAUCUGCUGGGCCAGGUGCUCGACCGCGUGCUGGAGCGGCGGGACCGCAAGGCCUGCCGCCUCGUCAGCCGCGCCUUCGCGCGCGCAGAGGCCGCGCACCGCCGGGCUCUGCGGGUGCUCCGCCGGGAGCCGCUCCCUCGCCUGCUCCGCGCCUUCCCCGCGCUCGAGCGGCUCGAUCUCUCGGCCUGCGCCUCGCUCGACGACGCGUCUCUUGCAGCCGCUUUGGCCGGCGCGGACCUCGGCACCGUCCGACAGGUCUGCCUGGCGCGGGCCAGCGGAGUGGGGUGGCGCGGGCUGGAAGCCCUGGUGGCCGCCUGCCCCAGGCUCGAGGCAGUCGAUCUGUCGCACUGCGUCGGUGCUGGGGAUAGGGAGGCUGCCGCGCUGGCCGCGGCCUCCGGGCUGAGGGAGCUGAAUCUGGAAAAGUGCCUGGGCGUCACUGACAUGGGACUCGCCAAGGUAGCCGUGGGGUGCCCCAGACUGGAGAAUCUGAGCUUCAAGUGGUGCCGUGAAAUCUCUGACAUCGGCGUCGAUCUGCUUGUGAAGAAGUGCCGCGAGCUCCGCAGCCUUGACAUCUCCUACCUAAAGGUGAGCAAUGAGUCCCUUAGAUCAAUAUCAACACUUGAGAAGCUUGAGGAGUUGGCCAUGGUUGCUUGCUCAUGUAUAGACGAUGAAGGCCUGGAAUUGCUUAGCAGAGGAAGUAAUUCAUUGCAGAGUGUUGAUGUGUCAAGAUGUGAUCAUGUGACUUCCCAGGGGUUAGCUUCACUGAUAGAUGGUCACAGUUUUCUCCAGAAGCUAUAUGCCGCAGAUAGUUUGCAUGAGAUUGGACAGGAUUUUCUAUCCAAGUUAGUAACACUGAAGGCAACCUUGGCCGUGUUGAGACUUGACGGCUUUGAAGUGUCAUCCUCUCUUCUUUCAGCGAUUGGUGAAGGUUGUACCAACUUGGUUGAGAUUGGACUAAGCAAAUGCAACGGUGUUACAGAUGAAGGCAUCUCUUCGCUUGUAGCUUGCUGUAGCUACCUAAGGACAAUUGAUCUCACAUGCUGCAAUCUAGUCACAAACAAUUCCCUUGAUUCAAUAGCUGACAACUGUAAGCUGCUUGAAUGCCUCCGGUUGGAGUCCUGCUCUUCAAUAAACGAGAAAGGACUAGAGAGAAUUGCGAGCUGUUGCCCCAAUCUAAAGGAGAUAGAUCUCACUGAUUGUGGAGUGAAUGACGAAGCGUUGCAUCAUUUGGCGAAGUGCUCUGAACUGCUGAUAUUGAAAUUAGGCCUGAGCUCAAGUAUUUCGGACAAAGGCCUUGGUUUUAUUAGUUCAAAGUGUGGAAAGCUCAUUGAACUUGACCUCUAUCGCUGCAGUUCUAUCACCGAUGAUGGGCUGGCAGCCUUAGCCAACGGCUGCAAGAAAAUUAAGCUGCUGAACCUUUGUUACUGCAACAAGAUAACUGAUAGUGGUUUGAGCCACCUGGGCGCUCUGGAGGAGCUCACAAACCUUGAACUGAGAUGCCUGGUCCGCAUUACAGGCAUCGGAAUUUCUUCGGUUGUCACUGGCUGUAAGAGCCUGGUAGAACUUGACUUGAAGCGCUGCUAUUCUGUCGAUGAUUCUGGCCUAUGGGCUCUUGCUCGAUAUGCUCUAAACCUUAGACAGCUUACCAUAUCAUACUGCCAAGUUACUGGCCUAGGCUUGUGCCACCUGCUUAGCUCCCUGAGGUGCCUCCAGGACGUGAAGAUGGUGCACCUCUCGUGGGUUUCCAUAGAAGGGUUCGAGAUGGCUCUGAGAGCCGCUUGUGGGAGGCUGAAGAAGCUGAAGAUACUCAGCGGUUUGAAGACCGUGCUAUCCCCUGAUCUGCUCCAGCUGCUGCAAGCCUGCGGCUGCCGCAUCAGAUGGGUCAACAAGCCUCUUGUCUACAAGGAUGCCAUCUGAUCUGAGCUGUACAUAUUCUUCACCCAAGUUUGUCAUGGCUGCCUAGCUAUGUUAGAAAAUCCACAAUAACUGCAUGCCUUGUCAAUGCCAUCCCCAACGUGUGGUCAAGAUUAUAUUUGUGUUUGAACACCAUCUCGGCGUUCAGUGAUGGUGAGUAAACAUGGCAUCUGCUGUCAAAUACAGUGUAUGGUAUGUACAGUGAAGCCCUUUUUUUGCGCAGCAGAGUUGUGCAAGUGGAGUUCUCUAUUUGAUAUGAACCUGAAAAGAUGCUGUAAAAGAAGGAACCUGAGGUAGUUGAUUUUGUAUAUUGUACCUCUGUUGUGGACUAGCUUUCACGCGUGAGCAAAAGAAUAAGUUGUCAAAUGUGAAGCAUAAUUUGACUGA